Centruroides sculpturatus (bark scorpion) is the source of this 1173-nucleotide messenger RNA. Its product is annotated as carbohydrate deacetylase-like. Gene Ontology annotation, biological process: carbohydrate metabolic process. The record is from RefSeq and is a predicted model, not a curated record. Gene Ontology annotation, molecular function: deacetylase activity. Lineage: Eukaryota; Metazoa; Arthropoda; Arachnida; Scorpiones; Buthidae. The transcript has 5 exons. The coding region runs from base 61 to 975 and encodes 304 amino acids.
CGACGGGCCCGGCAUCGAUCACGUGGUCGUGUUUACGCCCGUCGGCGGAGAUCGCGCUUUAUGGAGGCGGGACGACGUCUUUUGGUAGUUAAUGCCGACGACUUCGGUUAUUGCGCCGGUAGGAACGAAGGGAUAAUACGCUGUAUACGAGAAAAUGGUGUUUCGUCCGUUUCUGUUUUGGUUAAUGGAAUGGCGGCCGAAGAAGCGCGUUUACUGCGAUCUUUCCCCCUACAUUCGCUUUCUGUCGGUUUGCAUUUUAACAUAAGUGAAGGUUGCCCUCUGUCUCCUGUUUCUUCAAUUCCUAGUUUGCUGAACAAAGAAAAUCAUUUUCUAGGAAAAUUUUCUUUCCAUCAAGCUUCUAUCAAGGGUGAAAUUAUUAAGGAAGAGGUUGCGAGAGAAUUGACAGCUCAAAUAAAUCACUUUAAACUUUUGAUGGAUCGACCUCCGACCCACGUUGACGGUCACCAACACGUUCACGUUUUUCCAGGUGUUAGAGAUACUUUUGCAAAAGUUUUACAAAAUGAAAACAUAACUUGGACCAGGAUGCCAAUUGAUAAUCAAUUAGAGAAAUGUGACUGGAUUAAUGCUGAAAGGAAAAAAUUUUAUAAUGAUGUUGUUAUAAUGGCAAAAGAAUCUUCUAAAAUAUUUAAAAAUUACAAUAUAAACUUCACCAAGAGAUUUAUUGGAAUGUGUUGCAUGGGAAAGGACAUGACACUGCAGCGACUUAAGAGUGCCAUUUUGGAUUACAAAUGUUCGGAAGAAAGUCACUCGUGCGAAAUUAUGGUUCAUCCCGGUUACGCAGCUCUGCCAGGUAUCGGAGGAUGUGGAACAGGACCCGACGAUUUUGCCCUCUCUCCAGAAAGGGAACACGAAAUGAAUAUUUUGUGCAGUCAAAAUUGGAAGAAUUUAAUUAAAGAUAUAAAUGCAGAAUUAGUUUGUUUUACACAAAUUUUGCUAAUUAAAGAUAAUGUAUAAUUCAUCAAUAAUCAUCUUGGGAUACUGAGAAGCAUUUAUUUGCUAUACACAAAUGUUUUCAGCCUAAUGUAUAGGUUACUGAUUCUUGGAACGUAAUUUGUAAUUACGGUAUAAUGUAUAGAUUUGUAAAGUAACCACAGAUGAGUUUUAGAAAGAAUUUCAAAUUAUAAUUUUAUUAAUCAAUCUAUAUUUUUACAA